CACAAAAAAUGAAUAUAUAGAUAUGAGCUCAUAGUUGUGGUUUGAUUUCUUCUAUUUCAGCUCCAACAUAUUAAACCAGUGAGAGAAGAGCAGCAGUUGUUCACUUUUUUGCCAUGUUAAUACAUAAUUAUAACUACAGCUAAUACCAUCUUUACAAUAAAGAGCCAUUAAAAUACUGCUUUAUUUCUCUUGUUCAUUGAACACACCAGAAUAUAACUUUUCAUAAUAGCAAAUAAAUCCUGUUCAAUUUAAUACUGAAUGGAUCAUAACAACAUUUCUGUAGAAAACUUGCAUGUUAGUCAGUGUGACAUUUUCUGAAAACAUGUUACAAGAUUAUCAACAUUAUCAAAAGAUAUUCUGUAACACGUGAGGUACAUUUGUGUGUGUUAAAUCUGUCGUGAUGUUUCUAAAGAUCUGACCGCAGGUUUCAGGAAGUCUUGAGUCUUUAACACAGUCUGUGUCUUUAACCGUCUGUCAUCAUUCAGUCAGUAUGGAGCUCAGUCAACUUCCUCUUGUGCUCUUGCUGAUUUCAAACAUCUACUCUGGACAAACUGAAGAAACACCAAAAGCCACAGUGACCAUUAAACCUGCUCAACAUGUAUUCAGAGGAGAGAGAGUCACUCUCAGAUGUGACAUAAAUGCUGAAGGAGUCACUAGCUGGCAGUACAGCUGGUAUAAAGACAGUUCAGUCAAUGCUUCCAGUGAACUACAGGAACACACAUUCAAUUCUGUUACUGAGUCUGACACAGGUAAAUACUCCUGUGAUGGAUCAGAGAGAGGAGGAUCAGAAACAUCAAACCACAGUGAUGAAGUUACACUGACAGUAUCAGGUGAGUUUGAUCAUCUCUUCACAUACACACACAAGUUUAACAUGUUAUUAAUGAUUAAUUUCUCACCUUCAGUUCCCAGAGCAGUUUUAAGUGUUUCUCCACAGACGUGGUUGACUGAAGGAGAUCCAGUGACUCUGAUCUGUAAGGUUAACGGCUCCUCUACAGGCUGGACAUUCAGCUGGUUCACUGUAACUGUCUCAUCAGACUACAUAUAUCGUUAUGAUCUGCUCUCAGACAGCAGCAGAGGAGCUGGAGGAAACUACACUGUCACUUCUGCUGCUCUAAAUCACACAGGAGUUUAUGUGUGUGGAGCAGAGAGAGGAAAACCAGCUGAUUACAUAACCAUCAGCAACACACAGUUAAUAUGGGUCACUGGUGUUUCUCUUCCAGUCUCUCUGAUCGUCAGUCCCAGCAGAACUCAACACUUCACAUCUCUCUCUCUGAGCUGUGAGGAUCAGAAUAACUCUACUGGAUGGACAGUGAGAAGAUACACAGACAUAUGGGGGCUGGAAGAUUGUUCAUCAGUGUGGGGAUGAUAAAGAGGAUGUUUGUGUAUGGUAGGUUGUUCAUUAUUAUAUGACACUGGAGUGUACUGGUGUCAGUCUGAAUCUGGAGAGAAACAUCAGCCUGUUAAUAUCACUGUACACGUUGGUGUGAUUCUGGAGAGUCCUGUUCAUCCUGUGACUGAAGGAGAAACUCUGACUCUACGCUGUUUAGAUCAAAACACAACCUCACCAAACCUCAGAGCUGAUUUCUAUAAAGAUGGGACACUCAUCCAGAGUCAAACUACAGAGAUGAUCAUCUCUACUGUCUCAAAGUCACACGAGGGUUUCUACUCCUGCAAACACCCAGAGAGAGGAGAGUCACCCAAGAGCUGGAUCUCAGUCACAGUGUCUCAUUCAGGAUCUCAGAUCUCUGUUCUCCACACACUCAGUUCUGUACUGGCAGUUUGUCCAUAUCUGCUCGUGACAGUCGUGCUGAUUUUCAAAUGCUGCAGGAUGAGAGCUGCAUCUGUUGAAGAACAAGAAACUUCAAUCUGAUCUUUAUCUGUUGUGAUGGUGAGAAAACUUCAGCUUCAUCCUGGAAUCUCUCAGUAUCUCAGUUCAGACUGAACAUGCUGACUUACUGUAAAAGUCACAUUUUGGGAGUGACUCCUUUUGGCAUCUCACAGUUGUUAAAGUCAACAUGA
Cyprinus carpio (common carp) is the source of this 2019-nucleotide messenger RNA. RefSeq lists its product as uncharacterized. NCBI's taxonomy places the organism in Eukaryota, Metazoa, Chordata, Actinopteri, Cypriniformes, Cyprinidae. Gene Ontology annotation, biological process: cell surface receptor signaling pathway. The transcript is spliced from 8 exons. Gene Ontology annotation, molecular function: transmembrane signaling receptor activity. The record is from RefSeq and is a predicted model, not a curated record.